Messenger RNA from Lymnaea stagnalis (great pond snail), 5892 nucleotides. Lineage: Eukaryota; Metazoa; Mollusca; Gastropoda; Lymnaeidae. The record is from the annotation of a GenBank genome assembly.
CCCUUUCCAUAACAUGGCGACGCCCUUGUAGAUCUUUCUGGCUCAGAAAUUUUAUUAAAGUAAAGUUUGCAAACAUUUUGCUUAUAAAUUAUACAAUUUAAAUCAAAUGAUAUUCCUGAAUAAGUAUUUUGCCAGUUAUAUUUUGUAACAAUUAGGAUCAUUUACACUUAAUCUAAAUUGAUAUUUAGUUAAAAGAAAUUGUUGUAACUUUGUAAUUGUACUCUGACUGUAGAGUGUAGUCUGACUCUUGACUGUCCAAUAAAGUUGAGUGAUCCAACUAAUACUGCCAACUAAUAAAUCACAGUAAUCUACCACUUGAGCGUCGGCCAAGAAAAAAUCCAGUUUUUCCCAUUGGAAGGGCUAUGUAAACAACUAUUCUUACAUUGGAGUCUGUUGUUAAUAUUUUUGCUUCCGUAUAGUCUAGAGGCUAUAAAGUUAUAUAGCACAAUACAAAUACAUUUAAAUACUUAUUACUGCCAAGCUACCGAUAUGCCCGGAAGAAAAAGAGACAACAAUUUUUUUUUUAUCCAGAUGACGCGGAUGUCCACACACAGAAUGUGGAAAUGUGAAUGCUCAGAAAGCAUAAACUGAAAAGACAGUUUGGCACAAGAAGCGCCGGUGAUCUUUCCCCUUCAUAUUUACGUGGAUUCAUGUACCUUAAACGUUUUCGUGGAAAUUAUAUUUUUUUUAAACUUCAUUGUCAACUUGGGGGAUAACUAUGCAUAAUUCCAUUUUCACACAUUAUCUUCUAUUUCAAAUUUUUUAAAAUAGUUUUUCUAUUUUAAAAUUUCAAAAAAAUUGUCUAUUAUAAUGGGAAUGAAUACGUACAACCAAUGUCAUUAAAAAUAAUAUAAGAAUAGUUGUUUAAAUAGCCCUUCCAACCUGAACAGCUGGAUUUUUUCUUGGCCGACGCUCAAGUGGUAAGUUACCUUAAUCACUUUCCUCCUCUUGCAUAUUGACUUACUUAGUAAGGUUUCAGCAGUCUGACGUAACUUUAAAAACUGUGUCCCCAAAAAAAUUUGCAAUGAAUAAAAUAACACUAAAUUAAAAACAUUAUUUACUUGUUCUUACAACAUAAUAAUUAAUGGCCAAUUCAGAGAAACAAAAAAAAACAACAAAAUUUUUUUUUAAAUGGAUCAUCUUACCCAUGGAACAGAAGCAAUGGAAAUGGGGUACAUACAUUAUACAUACUAUACAGUAGGCACUUUGAUGAGAUCCGGGAAUUGCUGAAAACCGGCUAUCGUUUCGUUAUCAAAAUGGCGACCUCCACUUUUUAAUUUACAGAGAGCCUCGUUGUUUACGAUUUUUUUGUUAAUUAUAGCCCAGCAUGCCCAUUUUAUUUCCGCCCACAACUUUGAGUAGACAUGUUGUUUUAUGAUUAGACACUUUUUUUCUAAAAAAUAUUUGAGGUCUUAACUAUGAAAAUUGAAGGUGCUUAUUUUAAUCAUUCAUAUUUUUUUUUUUUGGAAAGGGUGUCUUUCUUAAAUAAAAAGACGUCGAUUGAUAAUAGCGUAAAUUACAACAUAUAAAAAAUUCAAGUUGUUCAAUAAUGGUAAAAAAAUACCUACCAAAUUUUUGUCAUGUGGGUCCCAAAAUGACCUAUUAUUAUUAUCAAUAACGAUUUUUAUGAAAAAAAUAUAUGAAAAAAAAAAAAUAACUUGUUUACACUGGAAAUCCAGCUUAUUACUCCAUAAUAACUUAUAACUCAUUCAAAAACAAAAAUAGAUAAUUUAAUAACACUGAUACUUAUUUUAACAACAUAAAUAUAUAUUUUUAACUUGUUUUGAUGCUUGUAUUGAGGGGUAUUGACUAGGGUAGUGGGUUAAACUGAAAUUAUUAGCCUCAUUAUUAUUAUAAUUAAUAUAUUAAAUAUAACGGUUUAUAUAUAUAUCUACAGGCCUAGAAAAGUAUAGUAUUUUAAGUAUGGCCUAGCCCCACCCCAACUCAUUAUUUGUGGGACACAUUAUUUAUUUUUAAUGAUAUUUUAAUGAAUAUUAUGAUUUUUAAUGCAUAUAGUAAGCAAAAAUUGUAAGAAAAGUAGUUUAAUCACAUAUCACAAUAUUUCACAAGAGAAUUAUUACAUAAUCCUUGGUAUUUUCAAAGAGAAAACACACUUUCUGCCACAAUAGUCCAAGAAUUACUUAAAAGUUAUUAUUAAAGAACAAUCACAAAAACUCAUACUUACCUCAAGCAAAUGACUAGUAAUUAUUUUAGUUUGUAUUAACCACCAAAGUUGAUUCUAUCUAAAGAAUAUUAUUAUUAUUAUGAUUUUAUGUAAAUUAACAAAAAAAAUUUAAACAAAAUUCAAAUAAGCGACGAGUCAGCAUACUUUAUACAUUUUUAAAAGGACGAAAAUAAAGAUUUGUAAAAAAAAAUUUUGCGGAAUAUUAACAAAAACUAACUUAUAUUUUGUGGCUUUAUUUAGAAGUACUCUUAAUUAACUAUGUUUCCUGUAAAUAUUAUAUUUUUGUCCCAUUUUAAAAUAAAGUUAUAGGCGUUAAAAAAAAAGAAGCAAAUUGAGGGUCACCAAAUGUGGAGGAAAAUCCCAUAGUAAAAAAGUGCCUUUGAGGUCCCUACUAAAAAAAUCAUAACUUUUUAACCACUUGAGCUAGAAAGUUGAUCUUGGUGUUUUUGUCAUCUACUCUCCAGGCUCUAUACAGCUGUGGUUUUAUAUUUUUAAAUAUGUUUUGAAAUUUUCAUCAAAGUGCCUACUAUUACUAAACUGUUAUGUUUAAUUCCAUCGUAAAUGAUGUAAUUUUCAGAAAAACAAUUUUCAUUUUGCAUCCACAGUUCACUAGGCCUAGGCAUAUAUCAAAUAUAUAUAAAUGAAAAAUGCCAUUUAUUAAGCGUGACUAAUUUAAUUACCGGUACCGGUAUACGUGGCUUUAUUAGGUCUUAAGUUGGUAGACUAUUAAAAACAAUAGCUAUUCUAAAUGUAUAUUAAGAAUUAAAAGAAAGAAAAAUUUUGAAGCAUCUUUUUGAUUGAUUUCCUCUAAAAUCUGCUUAAAUUGAUAUAUAUUUUUUCCAAACUACUUAUCUAGUUUUUACUUUUCGAAGGAAAGCCUUUAAAAACUACAUCGUUAGAAAGCACAUUUUAAACACAAAGGUCAAAGGACUAAAGACAAAAUAAUGUAACUGACGUAAAACUAAUGUAACAUGUCUAAAUGCAAGCAGUCAAAAAUAAAAUAACAAAGUCCACUCUUCUACAAAAUUACAAAUACUUCAAUUUAGCCAUUAUAUUGUACUUAAUUAGACAUAAAUAACAGUGUUUUAAUGCUUGUUCGGAUGGAUGGGACUUGUUAACCUUGGAUGGUAACUCAUCUAAGAGAAGGAAAACUCUGAUUUCAAACCCAGAGAUGGAGUGCCAUAGGUGGUAUGACAUUGAAACAAGGAAAAUUCCGGCAACUCCUGUGAUGCUACUGGUGCCAAGCUGUAUCAUUGUAUCAUUCACACAUGAUGUUCCCUUGGGUUAUCCAGAUGGGUGGCGAGCAGAUACUUGAUGUCUAGGGACCCAGCUUAUCCUCUUUAAAAAAUACAAAGUCUUGUGAUUUUGUCCUGCAAAGUGACAAACAAAUGCUGGUGCCACGCCCCCCCCCCCCCCCCCCCCCCCCCCCCCCCCCCCUACUCGCCCAUCAAGGGACAUACCAAUGAAAAUUGUCUCUCUAUAUUUUCUAGAUUUAAACAAUAGUUGUUUUUUUUUAGAAUUCAAAUAAAAUUAGCAGACAAGAUGUUUGUAAUUCAGGAUGGCCACUGGGGCUUGGGUCACACAAAACAAAGAUGCUAAAAUUUACUCCAUAACAAGAUGAAUUAAAAAAUAAUCUAUAGAAGCACCAAAUGUUAUGCAAUUUAAUUUUUAGAUGCUGUGUCCACUUUUACAUGGAAUUCACCUUCUCUAAUAUUAUACAUCUACUUAGUCUACUAUUGAAUCCGUUGCUUCUAACACUACAUUAACUUUGAUACAUAAUCAGUUUAAUUAAAUUUACAAGUUAAGGACUCAUUACGGUAACUCACUUAUUUUCUACUCUGAAUUGUGUGUGAAAGACCCUAAUUGUAUUGGAGUAUUUUGCAUUCAUUUGGUUUCCAAACUCAAUAUAACUGCUCAACAUAUUUUUUAAAAAUUUGGCUACACCACCCACUUCCCCACCCCCGUGCCAUAAAAAAAUAAAAAGCCAUAGGCUGUCUUAAAGGCUAACUGGCUAAAGAAAAAAACUUUUUUGUGCGUCCCCUCUCACAAUUUUUGUAAAUAAAAACUGUGGGGGGAAUGCAUUCUCAUUUUAUUUAUUGAGUUGAGUGUUAGUUGACUUAUUGAAUAAUUUAUUCCCUUUGUUUAAUUUGGCAAAUAGAACGCACUCAGAAACUUGCUAAAUUAUAAAAGCCAAAUGAUGCUCUUGCCUAUCUUAAAUUUUAUAGUUAGUUAUAGACAUUUUAUCAUUUUUUUUUUAAAGACUAAACUUUAAAAUAUGUAAACGAAUAAGUACAGUUACUUAAGAUAAAAUGCAAAGACUGGCUGUUAGCUGUACAGAUUUUAGAGUCAUUUACUCAUUUACCUCACUUGUCUGUAAGUUGUCAGAAAUAUUUAUUUUGAGGACAAAUGUCCUAAAUAAUUGUUAACUGCUGUGAAAAACCUUUACACAUACACUAGUCAGUUUAAAAAAUGUCCGUAAAGUGUUUAAACAACUUAUAAGUACCGGGUAUACAUCAUUUUUGUAAAUCUUUAUAAACUGUUUUUAAUAAUAUCAGAUGCUUUUCUUUUUUUUUUUAUUGAGAUAAAAAUUCAAAUUUUCUUGUUUCAGAAGUGAAUCAAGACACAGCUGUGAAAAUACAUUAAACUGGAAAAUGAGAGGUUUAGCAUUUUCCAAAAUAUGUACAGAAUUUAUAAAUAUUUCCAGUGAGAUUUCAAGAACAUUGAUGACCAAUCGCAGCAUGCAAUCUUUUCACCCAUCCUUAAUGAGUUUUGGAGCUAGUUCUUUUUUGCCUGGUAGUGGAAAGCAAAUGAAUUCAAAUAAAGUUUCUGCUUCCAGUAAUGACAGUUCAAAAUAUUUUUCACCUCUGUUCAAGUGUGGAAGCUUCAGUGCAGGUCCAAUUUUAGGUGUGAGUGUUGGCCCCUCAUACACUCAGAUUCGAGGGUAUCAAAAUGUGAUGAGACCACGAUUAAUCUGUGAAGGGUGCUAUUUUGUCUGGCGUCAUGGCAGGAAGCAUGUUGAAUGCAGUGACUUCCCACGACACAAGCAAACCAAGAAGCUUUCCCCUAGAAAAAUUUGGAAAGAAGAUUAUACUAUUGGUAAAAUUGUGAAGGCAAUGGACUGGAACCGUAAAAUUCAUCGUCAGUUUGAUCGCCAUGUGGACAGAACUGUUAUGUCUCAUAACUGGCUGGCAGAUAAACUUGGCAAAGAAAUUUAGCUAAUCACUUUUCAAUAAAAUGGUUUUAUUUAAGUUUUGAAUUUGUUUUAUAUUUUGCAGAUUUGUAUGCUCAUCAGUUUUUUUUACUCAUACUUGACUUCUUGAUACAACUUUAGACUUCCAUUAGAUUAGUAAAGGGGCACAUUCUAUGGUUACCAUAGUUAAAUCAAGAGCUUUGGUUGAACAUUUAUUGUAAGUGUUAGGCUAAUCACUAUUGAAAUGGAAGAUUUGAGCAUAUGAUGUUUAAAGGAAUGUAUUUUAUCCCUGAUGAUACCUCUUACAGAGAUUUUAGGACAUUUCCCACAAUUUCUUCAAACCUGAGUUGUAUUCACCUUACCGUUUCCAAACUCUAGGUCUAGGACUUAAGAAAAGUGAUAUCACUUGAUACUUUGUUCAAUAAUUUGAAAUUACAAGCAAAUAUACUAAUACUAUGUAAUAUUAUUAAAUGUUCUAAGGCAGAAGUAAAGAGCAUUUUUCUCUCGACCUUAUUCU